GAAGAAUAUUAAUUAUUUGAGAGAAAUACCUGUGUUUGGCUGACAUUUUGUCCACGGUGGCGCACUUCGUAGUUCAGUUUAAGUUAGAUAGCCAGUAACUAAAUCACUCGGCUCUGGAAUACCUGUCAGUUGCGAAGUUGUCAGUCAUAACGAAACAUAGCGGUUGCGGCUACACUUGUUAGAAUAUUUCCAUUUUUGCUGAAUCCCGUGACAUCCCUCCCGUCGACAUCAUGGCGGCUGUUGCCAAGCAAUCAAAGACGCGAGGGAAGAAGAAGCGAGUCCAGAGAACUACGUCUAAUGUGUUCGCCAUGUUUGAUCAGGCCCAGAUACAGGAGUUCAAAGAGGCGUUCACUAUGAUCGAUCAGAACCAAGAUGGGUUUAUUGACCGAGAUGACCUUCAGGAGACGCUCCGCUCCCUGGGGAAGGAUCCCGGGGCUCAGGAGCUGGAUCAGAUGGUCAAUGAGGCCCCCGGACCCCUCAAUUUCACCAUGUUCAUUACAUUGUUCGGGGAGAAACUGACCGGUACUGAUCCCGAGGAUGUCAUCAGGAACGCAUUCUCAUGCUUUGAUGACUACAACUUAGGAGCGAUAGAUGAGGAAUUUCUAAAGGACAAGAUGAUGACAAUGGGUGAUAGAUGGUCUGAGGAUAUGAUCGACGAGCUCUUCCACGUGGCACCGAUCAAAGAUGGUCGCUUUGACUACAUGGAGUUUACCCGUAUGAUAAAACACGGGAAUAAAGACAAAGAGGAGGAGGCACAAAAGUGAGGGGCUGUCCUAGUGAUGCAUUAUUGACAGGUGUAGAAGUAAAGUUCGUUCGUUUCUUGUGUGGACAUUGGACUGUAGCUGUUGAUUCGUUAAUGGGGAAAUUAGACGGUAAAUAACAACUUUCCACAGUGAAAUUAGAUUGCUGUCGACAGAGUUCGAUGCUUAAGUAGGCUGCAAGCUGACAGUUGUCGCUGUGAAACGGAACUGCAACCGGCAGUUUUUAGUUUGUUGUGUAAUAAUUUUACUUACGAGAUUCGCGAUGCAUUGUGCGGGUUUUGCAGAGAUUAAGCUAUAUACAUUUUAUUUCGAUCUUACCGCGAGAAAAUUU
Liolophura sinensis is the source of this 1092-nucleotide messenger RNA. RefSeq names its product myosin regulatory light chain-like. The record is from RefSeq and is a predicted model, not a curated record. NCBI's taxonomy places the organism in Eukaryota, Metazoa, Mollusca, Polyplacophora, Chitonida, Chitonidae. The transcript is spliced from 4 exons. The coding region runs from base 231 to 764 and encodes 177 amino acids. Gene Ontology annotation, molecular function: calcium ion binding.